Aspergillus homomorphus CBS 101889 is the source of this 1485-nucleotide messenger RNA. Its product is annotated as putative ubiquitin C-terminal hydrolase Ubp8. Gene Ontology annotation, molecular function: cysteine-type deubiquitinase activity. The transcript is spliced from 7 exons. NCBI's taxonomy places the organism in Eukaryota, Fungi, Ascomycota, Eurotiomycetes, Eurotiales, Aspergillaceae. The record is from RefSeq and is a predicted model, not a curated record. The coding region runs from base 1 to 1485 and encodes 494 amino acids. Gene Ontology annotation, biological process: protein deubiquitination.
AUGGCGGCAGUGGCGGCAGCGGCCAGUGUUGUCUCUGUCUCGUUGCUCUCAGAGGCCGAAUUCGGCUGCGAGCAUCUGGCCACUCAGCUAGGACAAGAUGCCAACACCGCAGACCAGUUCAAGAGCUCUUUUAUUAAGGCGCAUAACUCCUUGGCGGUCUUUCCGAAACCUAUGGACGGACUUAUCAAGCAGAACGCCCGUUUGAAGACAACCGGGUUCUUGAAACCUAAGUAUACCUGCUUGACGUGUUCGGAGAGCUUCCUGAUGGGCGACCGUGGAGCCCACACUGAUAAGACGGGCCAUUCCUUCUUCAUGGAUUCUCGCGCUCGUAACCUGUUCUGUCAGGGGUGCGGCGACUUUGUCUUCGACCAUGGCCUGGAACGGCUCCGAUGUUCUGCAGCAGAAAGUGCCUUACAAGUCGCCAAGAAACGUCGGUUCAGCGACAGUUCAGCGGAUGAGUUAUACGUUCGGAGCAAUGCUACCAAACGUCCCUGUGCAAAACAGGGCGUCAGGGGUUUGUUCAACCUGGGCCAAACUUGCUAUCUUAACGUCAUCCUUCAGACUCUCCUUCAUGAUCCAAUCCUCAGCACAUAUUUCCUCGGCAACGGACAUCAGCCCCACGACUGUACUGUUCCCGACUGCAUAGGUUGCGCAGUUGCUGAAGCGUUUGCCGACUUCAACAGCAGCGACAAGGCCGAAGGGUUUACUGCUUUGAGUCUGCUCUUGGCAACCUGGCGCUCAAGUUCCACACUGUCCGGUUAUCAGCAACAGGAUGCUCAUGAGUACUAUCAAUUCCUCGUGGAUAAACUACAUGCAAGCACCGAGGGUCAUCACGAGAACCACCAGAAGGGUUGUCCUUGUUUCUUCCACAAGACAUUCUAUGGCAAGCUGCGUAGUAGUGUGACAUGCGACAGGUGUGGGAAUGUCACCAAAACGGAGGAUCCGAUGGUGGAUCUCAGUCUCGACGUCCAAGUGAAGAAACGCGCCAUGGGCGGCGGAGUCGGUUCGUCCACACCAACGCUGAAUGGGUGCCUCGAGAGUUUCACCUCCCCCGAGAAGCUCAUGGCGGGAGUGUACAACUGCAGCCAGUGCAACGGGAGCUCCCAGAAGGCAACCAAACAAUUGCGCAUUAAGAAAUUGCCGGCCAUCCUAUGCAUGCAGCUCAAGCGCUUCGAACACAGCUCCUCUGUUUCCGAAAAACUCGAAGGCCGAAUCGAAUUCCCUCUAUCGAUCAACAUGCUCCCCUACACAACGAACCCAUACUCAAAGGUCGACAAAGCACGCUUCAUGUACGAUCUCUCAUCUGCCGUCGUGCACAAGGGCAAGCUGGACUCAGGCCACUACUACGUCUACUGCCGCCAAGGCGACGAGUGGAUGCUUUUCAACGACGACCAAGUAACGCCAGUCACCGAAGCCGAUGUCCUCAACGCAGACGCCUACCUCCUAUUUUACAACCUCCGCUCAUUAGCUUCUGCCCCGCAGUAA